GGAAGAGAACUUCACAGCGCCGGAAGUGGCCGGCAAAGGCUACCUCGUGGAGAAGGCGGCAUGGGGCAGUCGGGGCGGUCCCGGCACCAGAAGCGUGCGCGCGCCCAGGCGCAGCUCCGCAACCUCGAAGCGUACGCCGCGCAGCCGCACUCGUUCGUGUUCACGCGGGGCCGUGCGGGGCGCAGCGUCCGACAGCUCAGCCUGGAUGUGCGGCGGGUCAUGGAGCCGCUCACCGCCACCCGCCUGCAGGUGCGCAAGAAGAACUCUCUGAAGGACUGCGUGGCUGUGGCAGGGCCCCUGGGGGUCACCCAUUUCCUGACCUUGAGCAGAACAGACAACAGCAUCUACCUGAAGUUCAUGCGCCUCCCAGGGGGUCCCACCUUGACCUUCCAGAUCAACAAGUACACGCUGGUGCGCGACGUGGUCUCCUCGCUCAGGCGGCACCGCAUGCACGAGCAGCAGUUCACCCACCCGCCCCUGCUGGUGCUCAACAGCUUCGGCCCUCAUGGCAUGCACGUGAAGCUUAUGGCCACCAUGUUCCAGAACCUGUUCCCCUCCAUCAACGUGCACAAGGUGAACCUGAACACCAUUAAGCGCUGCCUCCUCAUCAACUACAACCCGGACUCACAGGAGCUGGACUUCCGCCAUUACAGCAUCAAGGUGGUCCCUGUGGGUGCCAGCCGGGGCAUGAAGAAAUUGCUGCAGGAGAAGUUCCCUAACAUGAGCCGCUUGCAGGAUAUCAGUGAGCUGCUGGCCACGGGCGCUGGGCUAUCAGACAGUGAGGCAGAGCCCGACGGGGAGCACAAUAUCACGGAGCUGCCACAGGCUGUGGCAGGGCGUGGCAACAUGCGAGCCGAGCAGAGUGCUGUGCGGCUCACAGAGAUCGGUCCCCGGAUGACGCUACAGCUCAUCAAGAUCCAGGAGGGCGUCAACGAGGGCAACGUGCUGUUUCACACUUUUGUGCACAAGACUGAGGAGGAGCUUCAGGCCAUCCUGGCAGCCAAGGAGGAGAAGCUGCGCCUCAAAAUGCAGAGGCAGGACCAACAGGCCCAGAACGUGCAGCGCAAGCAGGAGCAGCGCGCAGCCCACAAGAAGAAGAGUCUGGCAGGCAUGAAGAGGGCACAGGCUGGUGCUGACGGGGACAGUGAUGCUGAGGACCCUGGGGUACCCCCAGAGGUGGAGAGCCCAGCCAAGCAGGAGGAGGAGGAGGAAGAGGAGGCCGAGUACUUCCGCCAGGCUGUGGGCGAGGAGCCCGAUGAGGACAUGUUCCCCAGGGCCACCAAGCGGAGACGGCUCACCGGACCCCCCAGAAAGCAGACCAAGUCGAGGCCAGGUCAAGGCUCAGGUGCCAGGCCCUGCAACUUCUCGGCAGCUGCCAACAGAGAGCUCAGCCACUACCAGGAGAACUUCCUGUGGCCCAUCCUGGUGGCUGAGUUCCUGCUGGCUGUGGCUGGCAAUGGCCCGGCCCUGCACCGCUUCUGCACCCGGGAGCCCCGGCCCUGGAACCCGGCUGUGGUCUUCUCAGCACAGCUGGCGGUCAGCAACCUGCUGUACGCGCUGACGCUGCUGCCGCUGGCCGCCUACUUCUACCCGCCCAAGCACUGGCGCUACGGUGCAGUAGCCUGCCGCCUGGAGCGCUUCCUCUUCACCUGCAACCUGCUGAGUGGCACAGUCUUCCUCACCUUCAUCAGUCUCAACCGCUACCUGGGCGUUGUCCACCCCUUCUUUGCACGCAGCCACCUGCAGCCCAAGCACGCCUGGGCAGUCAGCAUUGCUGGCUGGGGCCUGGCUGCCCUGCUGGCUGCCCCCACACUCAGCUUCUCUGGCCUUAAGAGUACGAUGGCAGUGGGCAAGUGCAAUGCCACCAGACCCGAGGCCUGCACUGAGUGCCAGGGAACUGUGGACCCCCACCAGCUUGGGGCCUACAGAGCCUAUGGCCUGGCACUGGCUGGGCUCGGCGGGGCGCUGCCGCUGCUGCUCACACUGGCAGCCUACAGUGCCCUUGGCCAGGCUGUGCUGCGCAGCCCCAGCUUGCGGGCAGCCGAGAAGCUGCGUGUCGCAGUGCUGGUGGCCAGUGGGGUGGCGCUGUACGCUGUCUCCUACGUGCCCUACCACGUCAUGCAUGUGCUCAACGUGGACGCCCGGCAGCGCUGGCUGGCACACUGCCCUGACUUCCGCAGCGAGGCACAGGCCGUGCAGGAGCUGGAGCUGGUGCCCUACCUCGGCUACCAGGCCAUGCGCGGCAUCGUGCCGCUGGCUAUCUGCAUCCACCCACUGCUCUACAUGGCUGUAGUGCCCAGCCUGGGCUGCUGCGUGGAGCACCGGGGUGCAGAGGACCAGGGCCACAGACACCAAGCCCCGUCUCCCACCACUGGAGCCACUCCCAAAGCCUCAGCACCCAGGUCCCCGGAGAUAAACCUGCGACCCAGCUUAUCUCAAGUCACAGGUACUGGGAUGUGACGAGGACCCAGCGUG
This is a messenger RNA of Octodon degus (degu), 2475 nucleotides long. Its product is annotated as suppressor of SWI4 1 homolog. The transcript has 13 exons. The coding region runs from base 61 to 2460 and encodes 799 amino acids. Gene Ontology annotation, cellular component: preribosome, large subunit precursor; membrane. Gene Ontology annotation, molecular function: G protein-coupled receptor activity; rRNA binding. The record is from RefSeq and is a predicted model, not a curated record. Gene Ontology annotation, biological process: rRNA processing; ribosomal large subunit assembly; G protein-coupled receptor signaling pathway. Lineage: Eukaryota; Metazoa; Chordata; Mammalia; Rodentia; Octodontidae.